AUGCCUAGACACAAUUAUGUUCCUACACACUUGCAGCAUGAGGCACUACCUCUAAGAGUAUCUUGUUCUGUCGAUUCUCGUCACCUGUCACCAGCCAGUUGUGGAUCACCUCCUUACCCUGACAGCGACGGAAAUCUUUCGACAUCCUCAAACGGGUCCUUGAAACGUCGGCGAGGACCAGGAAGACCUUCAAAAAAAGAGCUCAAAGAAAGAGAAACACGGGUACAAAAGAAAGAAGAUUCUCUAACAAUGGCUCAAGAAAAACUAAAAGACCUCCGUCUACCUUCAACCGGAACAAACAACAAAUCUCAACUCAUUCAAGGCAUUCACCAUUUCCGUGCCGGUGAUCAAGUCGAAGCCUUGAAAUGUAGUGACUAUUGUAAAGAGUGGUACUGUGCCCGGGUAGUCCAGGUUUCAAACGACAAAACCGAGCCAUGUGUGUUCGUACACUACGAAGGCUGGCCACCAGAUCACGCUGACUGGGUAGGCCUUGGUCUGGUUCGCACCCACGCAAACCGUACUCCUUUAAGAUUCGGCCCUCUGGGGAGAGAAAGCGACAGAUCCUGGAAAGACUAUGCCACAUUUUACUACACAAGCCAGAACAUUUCAUUACGGCAAUACACAGGUCUAGUCCAAGACAGACGAAUGGCUCUCCACUCAUGUCCCUGUCACUCGGCCGUAACAAUUCAUCCUGAACGACCGGAUCGAAUUGGUUCUAUUCUACAAGCUUUUCACGCUCAAAAAAUGUUACGUUAUUUUCGUCAUAUACACGCACGCGAGGCUACACUAGAUGAACUUGUGCACGUCCACACCCCAACCCACGUUCGCAAUUACACCUCAACUACCAACUCACUUCCGCCCACAACCGACCACCAACACGAGGUAGAUCCUAACCCACGACCACUCAAGAUCACCUCAAUUGCCGCCCUACUCAACAGUCCGACCGAAUCAGAAGAGAGUCCGCCGUCGCCUAGUCCCCGAAGUCAUCGCCACGGCUCAAUUGUGGGACCCACUAGAGGAGUGGGCGGAGGAGUAGUAGUCGAAGCUAACCAGGACGAUAUUCAGCAACAACACCGUAGAUUUUCCACAGCUGCAACAACCGCAGCAGCAGCAGCAGCAGCAGCAGCGGCGGCGGCAGCCUCAUCAUCAUCAUUAUCAUCAUCAUCAUACGACUCCAACACUGCAGAUCUAUCAGAAGGUGUACUUGUACCAGUCUCACCUCCAGGAUUGGUUUGCAAAAUGACAUGUGGUGAACUAGGCAUUGCUGUCGAUACUACAUUUCACCCGCUCCACUCUAGUCUAGCCGCUCGUGUGGCAGCCGGAGCGCUCAUCAAUCUAGUUACUCCUAUUGUUGAAGGCCAACUUCACAAUGGGUUUGCGCUUAUUCGUCCUCCAGGGCAUCAUGCUGAAGAUGAUAAUGCAAUGGGAUUUUGUUUUUUUAACAAUGUUGCCGUGGCUGUAUCAAACACACUCGAAAAAUAUCCAUCGAAAAUCAAAAAGAUUCUAGUGAUUGACUGGGAUGUUCACCAUGGUAAUGGAACCCAAAAGAUCUUUUAUGAUAAUCCAAAUGUACUCUAUAUCUCUCUGCAUCGAUGGGAACAAGGCAAAUUCUACCCUUUUAGUGGAGCGCCUGAUGAAUGUGGAGAAGGCGCCGGAUUAGGGCGGAAUAUCAAUAUCUCAUUUAACGAGUCUUUGGAUAAGCCCAAACCAAUGGGUGAUACUGAAUUUAUGGCCGCAUUUUAUCAUAUAAUACUUCCGAUUGCAAGGCAAUUCCUUCCAGACAUGAUCUUCGUAUCUGCAGGUUUUGAUGCUGCAGAAGGUCAUCCAGAUAAUCUUGGAGGAUACAAGGUCUCCCCUCGUGGAUUUGCCUUGAUGACAAAGAUGGUCAAGGAAUUAGCAGAAGAAUUAUGUAGUGGAAGAUUAGUGAUGACUUUAGAAGGUGGUUAUGAACUUCAACCUCUGGCAAAUUCAGCAUUAGCGAGCGUUGCCCAGCUACUUCCGGAUCACAUUGACCCUGAUGGACCUUUAGAAUACAAACAUUCAUUAAAUGCCAUCAAACCAAACCAGGGUGCAGUUGAUUCUUUGGAGACAGUCAUUGGAAUCCAAAGGAAGUUUUGGGAUCUACCCGAAUAUCUCUUUCAGCCUGGCUUUAGAUUCCAUUUACCUGUUGAAUGGCGGGCAACCGAUAGUAUAUCCACACGGCCACGUCGAGAUAAAAGACCUAGAAAAGUACCUGUGGUCGAGGGAUAUUGAAAUAAAUACAUAAUAAUAUGCAUAAUUUACAUAUAU
This is a messenger RNA of Phycomyces blakesleeanus NRRL 1555(-), 2289 nucleotides long. RefSeq lists its product as hypothetical. NCBI's taxonomy places the organism in Eukaryota, Fungi, Mucoromycota, Mucoromycetes, Mucorales, Phycomycetaceae. Gene Ontology annotation, cellular component: histone deacetylase complex. The coding region runs from base 1 to 2253 and encodes 750 amino acids. Gene Ontology annotation, molecular function: histone deacetylase activity. Gene Ontology annotation, biological process: chromatin organization. The record is from RefSeq and is a predicted model, not a curated record. The transcript has 12 exons.